UGACUAUGGCUAUCAGGUCUGACCAUGACUACUUACUCCAGUAUAAAAACUCUGAGCAGAAAUAUGAUCACGGACUAAGGACUCUGAUCAAUUCUGGCUCCCUCCCCGAGCCUAUCUAAAUCAGAAGGUAGAUAAUGGAAGUGCUGCUCCUUUUCCUGCUCGCCCUGCACACUGCCAGGACAGCAACAGAAGGUAAAGGGAAAUGGUGCUACGCAUCACAGCUGGCUACUGACUCCAGCUGUUCAGAGCCCCGCCAAUGGAAAGAGCUGUUUGACGAGUGUGGAAAAGGCAGUCAGUCACCCAUCAAUAUUGUCACCCGCAAAGUGAUGACAGACUGGAAUCUGCAACCAUUUACGUUUGAAGGAUACGAUACCAAACAGUCGGCAAAAUGGGUUAUAGAGAAUGAUGGGCAUUCAGUGAAAGUGACACUUGAAGAGUCAGCAAAGAUUGGAGCUGGAAGCCUAACAAUGAAAUACAAGGCUACCCAAUUUCACUUCCACUGGGGCAGCCAUGGAAACUGGGGAUCCAGCCCUGGAUCCGAACACAGCAUCGAUGGAGAAAGAUACGCCAUGGAGCUUCACAUAGUCCACAGGAGGGAGGACGUCUCCUCUGAUGCAGAAGCAGUGAAACACGAGGAUGGUCUGGCCGUGCUGGGCUUCUUUAUCAAGGUCGGCAGAGAGAAUACCAACUACAAGCCUCUGAUAGACCAGUUGCACAAGAUUGAUGUCAAAGGGAAAAAGGGGGAGAUGGAGCCUUUGCUCCUGAAAUCUCUCAUCCCCCAUGAGAAGAACCUCACGCGCUAUUACCGAUAUGCCGGCUCCCUGACCACUCCAGGCUGUAAUGAGGCUGUUGUCUGGACGGUAUUUGAGGAACCGAUUGAACUUAGCCAAGAGCAGGUGGAGGCCUUCCCGAACACCAUCCACUUCAGCGCUAAUCCUCUAUUGCGCUUGACGGACAAUUUCCGCCCCGUCCAACCCCUGGGCAACAGGACCGUGUACAAAUCCAACGCCGGUGCCAUCCUGCCUCCUGCAAAGGCUUUGCUGGUGAUCCCAACAAUUACCUACCUCUUGGCGACUCUUUUCCAGUGAAGGCUCGUCACCCAUUUCAAGGUUGCAGGGUUUUAUUUUUUUGUUUUAAGGUUUCUUUCCUGUAAUAACCAAGCCCUGAUCUACACCUCUUUCCAGAAUGUAACCGCGGAGUUAUUUCCUGAUGCUUAUGUAGGGAUUUAUAAUGGCAUUUUUGUUGCUCAUCUGGUAUCAAAUGAAAUCAAUUGCAUUGGGUUUCGCAAGUCAUCCGGACAGUCAAUCAACAAGCUAUGGAGAUUCCCUUUUUCUUCUUUUUAAAUUGCUUAAGGCUUUUCUUUUGAAACACAACAAGGUCUUAACUGCAAUCCUGUCAUUUUAGCACAACGCUGCAAGCAUAAUCAAUGAGCCAUACUGUAGGAACCUGUAGUCUGAGCGCCAAAGAGGAGCGCGGCUCGCAAUAGGUGUACACGCCGCGUUACCGAUCGGGGACAUGAAACACUUUCCAGGGAUGUAGACGUCCCUUCUGUCCUCCAGGACAAAGGGACAAGACCAUCUAUUUAAAAAGCAACGCAGGGUUCGUCCUCUGCACUGUUUUGUUCAUACGGGUAUAUUUUCUCACUUCUAGUUUCUUGAGUCUCCUUAAUGUUCAUUUUUAGUGAAGAGUUGGUGGGAGUUUGCUUUCUUUUGAACCUGCUGUUUGGCUUGAAGGAAAGUAGGACUUAACCCGUUAGGUCAGAGUAUUUGCCUAAUCUAGUCCAGUGUCCUGCUCUUGCCAGUACCUGACACUACAGAGGAAAAGAAAAGCCUCCAGCCGGUAUACCAAGCUGUACACCCCUAAAAAUAUUCCUUCCCGAGUCCUACAAGAGACUUCAUUUGAAGAAUGAGAUUUGAUGAGCCUCCUUUGAAUAGCAACAGACUAGAACUGCUCAGGAAGGGGCUUUUCCCAUUUGGGAAACGACUUUGAAGUUCCCCCCUGCCUCUACCUCCUUCAAGUUUUUAAUCAACAUCCCCCCCCCCCCCAAAAAAAAUCAGUUUAAAAUUGACCUUUUUAUGAACAUGCCAUUCAAGUGCUUUUCUCAGCAAAAUGGAAAAAAGCAUCUCUUUAAAAUCCUCGUACACUGCGAUAAGUGAAAUCUCGAACUACGGAAAGGGGGUUGCACCGUGACCGGCGGUGGGCUCUUUUCUUGAAGACCGGAUCCAAUCACACCCCCAAUAACACUGUGAGGAUGAGUUUCUCCUAUUGAAUCCUGAGCAUAUUUUUGAAGAGAGAUGCAGAUGAUCCACUCUUUUGAGCCCAUGUAACACAACAUGCUGUAACCCCUUUAGAAAUUUUAAAUGUGGGUCAUUUUAUAAUGGGACACCAUCCUGGGCACUGCCGUUUCUUGCCCUUUUUUCCCUUUAGGGCUAUAUAUUCUUGGAUGUGAAACGAUAGCGUAUCCAUCUGGUCAUGCAUAUGAAAAAUGUGUAAGGCCGCCUAGAAACAGCAGGCUGGGACGUUAUUUUUCUUAUACGCUGUCUCUAUUUAACAGUCUAAUUAUAAAACAUUGAAAACCAGAAUGGAAAAGCAGACUGAUAUUUAUACAUUUAAGGAAAAUAUCCAAGAUUUUAAUUGUAUUUUUAUAUUAUUUAAGAGGUUCUGAGAAGUGACUGUAAAUAAAGGAUUGUGAUUAAAUGG
Molecule: messenger RNA, 2700 nt
Organism: Alligator sinensis (Chinese alligator)
Lineage: Eukaryota; Metazoa; Chordata; Crocodylia; Alligatoridae
Gene: CA4
Product: carbonic anhydrase 4
Exons: 8
Coding region: 135-1088 (317 amino acids)
Cellular component (GO): plasma membrane
Molecular function (GO): zinc ion binding; carbonate dehydratase activity
Source: RefSeq, a predicted model, not a curated record